Molecule: messenger RNA, 1655 nt
Organism: Lingula anatina
Lineage: Eukaryota; Metazoa; Brachiopoda; Lingulata; Lingulida; Lingulidae
Product: protein lin-37 homolog
Biological process (GO): negative regulation of transcription by RNA polymerase II
Cellular component (GO): Myb complex; transcription repressor complex
Source: RefSeq, a predicted model, not a curated record
UUGUGCAUGAAAAUGAGUUCAAGAUCGAGAUCAGACAACAACACAGAGGUUGUAACUGCCAGAAGUCGCCUGGAUGGGGUGUUGCAGACACUUGUGGAUAAGAAAGACGAUAGCAUAGAGAUAGAUGUUGACAUUCAGAUAAAAGAGGAGCCCACUGAAGACUCUCCAGUCAAAGUGAGUACACCAAGAAAAUCCACCAUUAGCACACCAGGCAGCAGUACAAAGUCUCCAGCAGCCAAGAAAAGAAAGAGAAAAGAUGAUGGGCCUGGUGGUGAGAUGGGCCAGUAUCACCACACCUAUGUAAUGAAACUGUUUGACCGUAGUGUGGAUCUGGCUCAGUUCACAGAAAACACCCCACUGUAUCCUGUGUGUCGAGCCUGGAUACGCAACCAACCACACAACAGAGAGCUGGGCAUCAAGAGAUUAGAGACGCCUGAACCAGAGGAGUUGAGCGAUGAGGAGGAAGCAGAAGGCCCUAAGAAUGUGUAUCGUCUCCCUGCUCCCCUUGGUCCAGUAAAGCGUGAACCUGGUCAUGCAUUCAUGCACACUGACCUGAGAGUGCCCUCACCAGUACCUCAACCUGAUCUGCCUCUGGAUGUACAUGCUGACCAGGACCAAGCCCCUCCAGCAGAACAGUUACUACUCAACCACAUGGUCAGAUGGAAGGAGAUCAGACAAAAGUGGAAAGUGCAGUCCAUAGUCAAUGAAGCUCGUUAUGCAGAAAGUUUACAUGUGAUCAAAGAUAUAUAUGACUACCAGAUGCAGCAGUAGAACAUAACUAAGAGUGACCAAGAUACAUAUGCAGCAGUAGUACAUCUGAACUGUAUGUGGCCAGGCUGCACGAUGCAGCAGUAGAGAAAUGUGACAGAGGAUCAGGAUGUGUAGGACCAGCGAACACAGCAGUAGUACAUCAAAACUGUAUUUGGCCGAGGAUACAUAUGACUACACACUGCAGUUAUAGCACAUCAGAAACGUGACAGUGGAAAUGUAGGACUAGUGAGCUGUAUAUGUGGCUGCACAGUGCAGCAGUAGCACAUGAGAAAUGUGAAAGGAUAUAUAGAACUAGUGAGUGCAGCAGUAGUAUAUCAAAACUGUAUGUGACCAAGGAUACAUGGCACUAAAAACUGCAACAGUAGCACGCCACAACAGUGGCCAAGGUUCAGAUACAACAUUAUAAUAUCACUAUCAGAUGUGAUUGGCAGAGCAUUUGACCACCAGAUGCUGUGCAGCUCCAGCACAGGAAUGGCAAGUUGCAGUGAUGAUUUAUAAAUGCUUUGUGCAUUAUGACAACUUACAGACUGAAAGACCUGCUGAAGACAAAUACUUUUAUAUAAGAGAAAUUAACCAUAUGAAUGGAAAGAAAAUAUAAACAGUCUUGUUUAUUUUGCUGUUGUAUUGAUUAUUCCUCAGUUUAGUAUGGAUGUUGAAAACAAGACGAUAGAGACAUGUUAUUUAACCAAUGAAAUGUUUUGGACAUUUAGCCAUGAAAUUCCAGCUCUGUAUUGUACAGGAACUGUCUGUAUUUAACAUUUGUUAUGCUGACAUGAUUGACCCUUUGAAGGCAUUAAUUAAGAAAGAACAGUUCAGCUGCAGUUUAAUUUAAAACCUGCAUUUUAUUUAAAUAUUAAAAACAGGAAAUGAAAACUUAAAAGAUA